Messenger RNA from Ceratosolen solmsi marchali, 1689 nucleotides. RefSeq names its product T-box-containing protein TBX6L. The transcript is spliced from 5 exons. Gene Ontology annotation, biological process: positive regulation of DNA-templated transcription; regulation of transcription by RNA polymerase II; cell fate specification. Lineage: Eukaryota; Metazoa; Arthropoda; Insecta; Hymenoptera; Agaonidae. Gene Ontology annotation, cellular component: chromatin; nucleus. The record is from RefSeq and is a predicted model, not a curated record. Bases 123 to 1397 code for a protein of 424 amino acids. Gene Ontology annotation, molecular function: RNA polymerase II cis-regulatory region sequence-specific DNA binding; DNA-binding transcription factor activity, RNA polymerase II-specific.
UUGACCAAGCGAAGCGUCUCGCACGCGGCUGCGCCACACGCGGACACACCAGGCACCUGCACGGCUGACUCAACAGGUCCAAAGUCACGGGCUGUUCGGGAAUCCCUGGCCAAGUCGACGCAAUGGCGAUGAACCUCGUGAGCCCGCUGAGUAUGCAGCUCCACGUGCACCAGCAGAUGCUCUACCAGCAGCAUCGGAUGGCGCUCCACCAUUAUCAACAAGAUGAGAUAACAAAUACGAAUGGAUGGUCCGCGAUGCUGAAUGCGCCGACCGCGGGCCCUCAACUUCCCGACGACGUCAAAGUCCAACUUGAGAACAAAAAGUUGUGGCAACAAUUUCACGCCGAGAGUACAGAAAUGAUCAUCACGAAAUCUGGAAGGCGCAUGUUCCCGUCGGUGCAGCUGUCGGUAAGCGGACUAGAGCGACGCUCGCGCUACUGCGUCCUCCUGGAGCUGGCCCCAGCCUCGGACCGCCGUCACAAGUAUGUCGGGGGCUCGGAGGCCGGUCGAGGCACCCCGAGAGGCUGGACAUCCGCGGGCCCGGCAGAGCCCCAGCCACCGGUCGAGCGCAGGCUCUACAUGCACCCGGACAGCCCAGCCAGCGGCUCGCACUGGAUGCAGCAUCCCCUCGGCUUCUCCAAGCUCAAGCUCACUAACAACGUCGUCGAGCACCAUAGCAACGUCCUCCUGACCUCCAUGCACAAGUACAUUCCGCGAAUUUGGAUUAUUCGCUGCGACGAUGUCACCAGUAUGCGAGAUUUGUACAACAAUCCGUCUUCCUGCUUCACGUUCAGAGAGACGGAAUUUAUCGCCGUCACUGCCUAUCAGAACGAAAACAUAACGAAGCUCAAAAUCGACAACAAUCCGUUCGCCAAGGGUUUCCGUGAAAGUGGCCAAUCGGCCUGCAAGCGGAAGCGCCAGCGACCACCCCACGAAGACACCGGUAGCUCCAACUCCGAGAUCUCCCAUGACGAGGAAGAGGGCAAUGUCUCCUCCUCGGACUCGGAUCAUAACGAUCACGAGGCACCCCUGACGAAACGCAGCCGGCAUCGCGAGACCGAGGAAAACUGCUGCAGCGUCGCCAGCACCGAGAGCAAGCGUAACCCGACGCCGCCCCCCGUCGUGCCUUUAAGAACGGAGGCGGUCCCGAGGAGAGAGACCCAGCCGAGACUCCAUAGGCCCUGGACGGACGACGGCGAGGAAGUAACGAGAAUCCGACCCUCCGGCAACCCGAGCCAGCCGCCUUUGCACCAGCAUCACCAUCAUCCGGACUACCUGGGGGUCCAACAGGCCCACUAUCAUCUUGUCGCUCUCGAUUUGGCAAGAAUGAGACACAUGCAGCAGAGAUUUGCCGUGGCUGCCCAGCAUUUGCCCCCUUUAAUGGACUUUAGGCAGUGAACCGCCUGUUGUCACGUAGCCGACAACGCGCCUCAACUUUAAAGCGAUUUUCUCGCACAUCUUCGCCACGAAUUACCUGCAGCCACGAAGAUUCCCUACUUUUACGAAAUUUUCACUGCGCGUGAAGUUAUUCCUCUUUGUCGUCUCCACCUUUCGUUAGCCACAAUUGUCGAAUGAUUUCUUGAUUGAAAAUCACGCUCCUUCCAGAGCUGUCCUUAUCGUUCCAAGAAAUCAUAAACGACCGUUAAAGGCCGUUACAGGCAGACGAUUAUUUAAGAUGGAGAAUGUCAGU